Molecule: messenger RNA, 1287 nt
Organism: Aspergillus piperis CBS 112811
Lineage: Eukaryota; Fungi; Ascomycota; Eurotiomycetes; Eurotiales; Aspergillaceae
Product: putative salicylate synthetase
Exons: 2
Coding region: 1-1287 (428 amino acids)
Biological process (GO): L-tryptophan biosynthetic process
Source: RefSeq, a predicted model, not a curated record
AUGACGCGCACCCAGAAACAGAUCACCCUUGCUAGAGCCACACGGCCGCUGGAGACCACGGUCGCACUAGUGGCUCACUACUCGAAAGGAAGCUAUUAUAUAUUCGAAAACAAUGAAAUAUGGUACAUUGGGCUUGGCAUUUAUGCAUCUCUGACAUUCGAUGCACAAGGCCAAACAGCUACCAUGACAGGUAGUGACGGCCAAUCGGAAUCUACGGCUAUCACCGGCUCAACCACGGACCUGACCAGAGAGUUUGUCUCCGAGUAUUCCAGUCAUGGGAAAAUAUUCGGUCAAGUGGGAUCCAACUAUUCAGCCCGAUGUUCAGGCCAAGCUUUCGAAUCGGGUCAAUGGCCAAUGUUAAACAUCAUCGUUCCUAGCGUGGGGGUUAUUAUUGAGCGGAAUAAGGUCACUAUCACGGGAGAUGAUGAUGAGGAUAUACUCCAAGUAAGCGAGAAGAUCGAAAGUGUACUGGAAGCCGAGCUGGCCGAAGAUAUUGCCCUGUCGUCUCCUGUCGAAGGCAAAAUAAACCUGAACGUGGACGCACAAACAUAUCAGACGCGCGUAGCUAAUGCGAUCGCGGAUAACUCCGAAGCUAAAUACACCAAGGCAAUUCCAUCCAGGAAAGUCCCCAUAGACUUUCGGGUCAAUAUGCUAGCAACCCUCCUUCACGGUCGACGGGCCAACAAUCCCGCGCGCACAUUCUCGUUCAACCACAACGGCAUCCAAGCUACCGGAUUCAGCCCCGAAGUCCUUCUCUCCAUCAACGGCGACAAGGCCUAUACAGAAGCGCUUGCUGGAACCCAACUGUCUCAUUUAGCCAAAGCCAGCCUCGAUCCUUUCAACAACAAGCUUCACGAUGAUAUCAAAGAGGUCGCCGAGCAUGUCAUUGCUAUCAAGGGCUCCAUCCGUCGGUUGAGUAAACUGUGCGAACUGGAAUCGAUUGCGAUCAAAGAUUUCAUGAAGGUCAUGCCAAGAGGAAGCGUACAGCAUCUUUAUUCCCAUGUGUGCGGAAACCUGAAGCCUGGAUGCGAUGGUCGGGAUGCUCUGCCGGGUCUCAUAGCCAAUAUUACUGUGCCUGGGCUACCAGGAGACGGCAACUCCGAUGCAAUGAAUUCCUUCGAGUCAGACCCGAGAGACCUUUAUUGCGGAGCAGAUGAGAGUCGCCAGUGGUUACAGGCUGGGGCUGGUGUGACCAUCAAUUCCAAACCGGAACGCGAAUAUGAUGAAACGUGUGAGAAGUUGGGCAGUGUGGCGCCGUUCGUAGUUCCGGCUUCUAAUCGGAUUUGA